Neohortaea acidophila is the source of this 415-nucleotide messenger RNA. Its product is annotated as ATPase, F0 complex, subunit J. Bases 48 to 233 code for a protein of 61 amino acids. Gene Ontology annotation, biological process: proton motive force-driven ATP synthesis. The record is from RefSeq and is a predicted model, not a curated record. Gene Ontology annotation, molecular function: proton transmembrane transporter activity. NCBI's taxonomy places the organism in Eukaryota, Fungi, Ascomycota, Dothideomycetes, Mycosphaerellales, Teratosphaeriaceae. The transcript has 4 exons.
CAUCUACCCACCACCCCGAUCCCCAUCUCCAAGAGUCAGACACCAUCAUGCCUGGCCUACUCGGAAAGAAGUUCCCGGCGCCCAUUGCGCGGCCAUUGUGGCCAUUCUACACCGCCGGCCUGGUGAUUGCCUACGGCAUCAACUCCGCCGCCAAUGUCAUGAUGCAGUCGGACGAAUACAAGAACGACCCGCGAAAUCCGUAUGCGAAGACAUCGAGCGGCGAUGCCCACUAAGCUCGCUGGGGUGGAGGGAGGAGAGGAUGUUCGCGGCACGUCAGGAGGAGUGCAACAGCAUGGAACAGUGCGACAAUAGAAUGGCGCGAGGCUGCCUGAUUCGUUGAGGCAUGGAGUGACGGUGGUAGCAUUUGUAUAUAUACCAAGCAAAUCCGCUGGCUCCUCCGUGAGGUCACCUCUUC